This is a messenger RNA of Astrephomene gubernaculifera, 4391 nucleotides long. Lineage: Eukaryota; Viridiplantae; Chlorophyta; Chlorophyceae; Chlamydomonadales; Astrephomenaceae. The record is from the annotation of a GenBank genome assembly.
CAAUGGUAUUCAUGAAGGCUGCAUGUACCUAGACGACAUCAACCUAACAAGCACCUUACGUUGUUCUUCCCUUCCUCGUCUGAACGACGCGAUAGCUAGACAUAUGCGGUGGGAGCGUCAUUCCUACGACGCAGAUACCGGUAGACAUGAUAUCAAAGUAGAUGGCUUUGGCAGCUCCUAGCAGUGAAAUUUUUAGGGUGCUGCUUCAUGUCCCCGUCAGGGCAGAGUCGCAUGGGCAAUCUUGACUAUUCCCAGUUAUUCAAUAUAUCAUUGUAAGGCGCUCAAAGAUACCCGCUUAGCCUCGGGAGAGUGGUAUAGGCACAACAUGGAGCCGGAUAAGGGGUUCGUGGACGUUCAGGACACACUGGAGAUGCUCCGCGAUGCCGUGAACGAGGGGCGUAUGAAUGAAGCGCUCACAACAACUGAUCGGACGAAAGCCACAGCACAGGCGGCCUUGCAGCCAUUCUCCUAUGAUGUCCACGUCAGGCUUGGUAUGGAGCUGCUGGCACUGCGGAGGCAGGAAGCCAACAUGCAAUUGGACACCGAGCAGUUCGGGGAGAAGUUGAAGCGUCGCGCCUUCAUCCGGGAGAUGCUCAAAAGGGUGGCCAAGGAGGAAAACUGGGUGCAGUACCCCGCGAGCGACCUGGAGCGUGCCAGCCGGGCGGCGGGGCGGCCCAGCGGCGCCCGAGGCACCACAGGAGGGGCCGCCAGCGACCCCAGCGGCGGCGGGAGCAGCGAAUGGGGCACUGCGGGCGGAGCGGAGGGCGGCGGACCGGGGGCGCUGGGCCCAGGCGAGGGCGACGGCUCCGAGCCCUCCGCCAUCUACGCGCGCUGGCUGGAGCGACGGCGCCGGGGAGCCGCCCGCAAGACGGCGUUCGGCACCACCCUGGUCCGACCCACGCAGCGGGUGAAGGUGAAGGACAGCCUGAUCCUCAUCUCAUCCCCCGCCGGCGAGGCAGCCAGCAACGAGCAGUCUCCCGAGCGUUGCGGCUCGGCUGGCUCGGGGGCCUCGAGGCUCGAGGAGCGCCCCACCCUGAGCCCCACCUCCUCCGUGGCGGGCUUGGAGCUCGCCGGUCCGGCCUCCAACGUCCGGCCGCCCUCACCUCUGGACGCCGACGGUAUCCCCCGUGAUCAAAACACACGUCACCGCAAGUCCUCUGCCCGCCGCGUGUCGUACUCCCAAGCCGUCCUGCUGGAGGAGUCCAGCCCGCGCGGCCGCAUGGCGCCUGUGGGCUGUGAGGUGAGCCUGCCGCGCGGCGAGGAGGGGGGCUGCAGACGGCUGGGGAGCGUGGAGGAGAUGGCUCUGCAGAACGCUGCGGAGCUGCUUUACCUCGGAAAUGAUGACGCCAACAGCGACGAUGAUGAUGAAGACGAUGAGGGGGAGGAGAACGAGAGUGAGCCUGUGGGCCAGGGCACGCGGAUGCGAUCGCACUCCAACGCUCAGCUGCUAGCGGCGGCGGCGGCGGCCGCACGGAGCAGCAAUACCGGUCAGCCGGGGCGAUUGGGGCGUCGCUCGGCGACCGGCGGCGCGCCGCAGAUCGACUGGCGGACGGCCCUCCGGACGUGUAACGUAACGGCUACACGGCCACCAGUGGGGGAGGCUAGUGUCCUGUCGUGCCACUCGCAAGGCCAGAUUCGUGGGUUGCUGAGUGGGGAGGAGUCGAUGCUAGGGGCGACGUCGCCGGGAGCCGAGGGGUCCUGGCUGGCGAUGAGCUCGACAGCCGCUCAGGACGUUGCGGUGCAACUGGAGGAGCUCGAUGCGGCAGUGGCGGCGGUGGCGGCGGUGGGUGAGGAGCAGCUGCAAGCCUUCGUACAAGCCGCCGCCGCCGCCAGGGCGUCGGCUUCGGCCCGGGCGUCAGCUGACGAGCUCGGGGAACCAACGGCGGAGGAAGGUGGCCUCACGCAGGGGAAAUCGUACGACAGGGUAGCUGCUGCAGCCGUUGAGUCAACCGUGACGGCGGCGGCGGAGCGUCUGCAGGUCACGUUGGCUUGUUACCGCGCUGCGCACGAUGCCGGGAUGGCGGCGAUCUCGGCGCAACCUGAGACGCAGGAGCAGCUGCGGCUGCUUCGGGAGUGGGAGGACGGCACCGUUCAUCGGCGCCUGGCGGCGGCAUUGGAGACGCUAGCGGAGCUGCGACAGCGACUAGACGGCGCCGCCGCCGCCGCUGCUUCCGACUCGCCGUCGGCGCUGCAGAUUCUAAUGAGCGGCUGCGCCGCCGCGGCGGAGGACAUGAAGAAGAUGAGUGCGGAGGUGACGGCGGCGGAGGCGGAGGCAGCAGAGAGGCAAGCGGAGCGGGAGCGGCGGCGCGCGGCGCUGCGGCUGAUUGAGCUGGAGUGUGUACGGGUGGCGGAGGAGAUGGCAGCGCGGGAGGAGACGGAGCGGCUGGCGCAGCUGAUGGCGGCGGAAGCUGAGGAGCAGCGGCGCAUGGCUGAGGCACAGAGCGAGGCGGAGGCCAAGCAGCAUGCGCUCAUGGCCGCAAUCCUGAUGGGCGAAGAGGAGUGGGUGCUGGAGAAGGAGGCGCGGCUGGCCGCCCUCCGUGCGGCACAGCGGGACGAGCAGCGACUGGCGACGUUGCGGGCGGCGGAGGAGGACAAGGCACGUGCUGCGGAGCGGACGGGGAAGAAGUACGACAAGAGCCUGUUGGAGGAACUCCAGGAGCUGGAGGGCAUUGCGAAGCUGGAGGCGGCCAACCGCAAGGAGCGGCUGGAGGAGGCGGUGCGGGAGCUGCAGCAGUUCAUGAAGCUGCGUCAGCAAGAGCAGGAGCGGCAGGGGAGGGAGAGCAGCGUGGGAGGUGGCGGUGCCGGUACGGGAUCGGUAACAAAGCCGGUAGGGGAGGAAGAGAGCGAGGCCGUCGACACCGCAAUCGAUGCAGCCGCUCACGUGGGUCGGGUUACUGCGGCAACGGAAGACAGGGAGGUGGUAGCGGCGGUGGGUGGAAAGGUUCAGGUGAAGGCGGUGGUACCGCCGCCGCCGCUGGAGCUGUCGUCGGCAGCGGUAGGGCUGCAGGUCGCGGCGACAGGUCCGAUUGUGGCUGUGAGCGGCGAGGGUGAUGGGCCUGGUGGUGAUGGGGAGGUGGUGGUGGGGCCGCGCACGCCGCCUGCUGCUGCGGUGGAUGCGGCUGCUGCGCUGGGGAUGGGUGCUGCUGAGGGUGAGGGUGAGGGAGGAGUUGCCGUCACGUCUGACCCCGCUCGGUCUCCGCAACUGGAGGAGCUGGUGGAGGUGGCGGCGGCGUCGUCACCGCCGCCACAACCUCACUCGCCGGUGCCGCCGCCGCAACCCAUCCCAUCCCAACCAUCCAAGCCUCCGACGUCACCGCAACCAUCAACCACCCCGUCUGCAACCGCCCAACCGCCGCCUUCGCCACACUCCGCGCACUCCUCUCCCUCCUCCUCGCGGCCUACGUCGGCACAAUCAUCCCAAGCCUCAACAUCCCAGCCGCCCUCGCCUGGACGCAAUCGGUUAACCGACUCCCAACCGCCAUCGCCACGUUCCUCACAACCACCAUCUCCGCCGUCCUGGCAGGCGCUUUCAUCAUCCCCAUCAUCACCACCACGGUACCAACCGUCGCCGUCGCCGUCAGGGUCCUCUGCUGCCUCUCCAAUGUCGGUAGCGCCCUCACCACCGCAGCAGCCGCAGCACCCCCUCUCACCUCGACAGCCGCAGGAGCCGCACUCCCCGCAACCAGCUGUAAGAGAGGCACGGACGCUGUCCCUGACUCCAUGGCUGCAGCAACAACCCGACACCGCAGCAGCGCAGCCGGCAACGCCACGCUCCCCCGCACAAGCAGCCUCGCAGGAGCGUUCGCAGCCGCCGUACCCGCAAGCGGCAUCCCCGACACCCUCCUCACAGCCCUCAGCAUCGCAAUCCCCCGAGCCCGGUACUUCUCCUGGUGCUACUCGUGAAGAAGGAGACAAGGAGCUAGAGGAACGCCGGUCGCAGCAGCCAAGGCAGCUGGCAUCGUCAUCAUCAUCGCUACCGCCGCAGCCCUCCUCCCCGCCGCCAAACCAACAUCGACACCCCCAACCGCCGCUGGCGCAGCCUCCUGGCCCCUCCGCCUCCGCCUCUGCCUGCUCGCUGCUAACCGCACGGACGCGAUGCUCCAACACCGGACUCGCUGCCACCACCCUCACCCUCGACCUCACAACAUCAACCAGCAGCAGCAGCUGCGGCUACGGCGGCGGAGGUGGCGGUGCCUCGGCCCCGGACUCUCGACGGGGCAGCCGCACCUCCCUGCCCGCGGGCCCAACCUACUCCGCAGCCCCUCCCAGCAGCGCAGCCGCGACCACAUCACCCACAGCCAACACCUACCACCAUGCCAUCAGCAGCCCCAUCCCCGUCCGGCCGCUCCUGCAAGGCAGACCCAGCCCGCACCAGCAUGCAGGUCUGGCUG